Heterocephalus glaber (naked mole-rat) is the source of this 1468-nucleotide messenger RNA. RefSeq names its product alkaline ceramidase 1 (gene Acer1). Gene Ontology annotation, cellular component: membrane; endoplasmic reticulum. Gene Ontology annotation, biological process: ceramide catabolic process; sphingosine biosynthetic process. NCBI's taxonomy places the organism in Eukaryota, Metazoa, Chordata, Mammalia, Rodentia, Bathyergidae. The record is from RefSeq and is a predicted model, not a curated record. Gene Ontology annotation, molecular function: N-acylsphingosine amidohydrolase activity.
UCUCAGGGCUGCUGUCCUCUCCCCGCCUCGCCUGGGCCGGGCCUCCUCCAGGCACCCUAACCCUGGCGGGCUGUGCCGGCACAGGGAGCCGCGGCAGGCACUGCGUGAGGACCAUGCCCAGCAUCCUGGCUUACCAGAGCUCCGAAGUGGACUGGUGUGAGAGCAACUUCCAGCACUCGGCGCUGGUGGCUGAGUUCUACAACACGGUCAGCAAUGUCACCUUCUUAAUCAUCGGGCCUCUCAUGGGCUCCCUGAUGCACUCCUACAUCCAGAAGCGCACCCGCUACAUCUACUGCACCUUGGCAUUCUUUGUGUUCACAGGCCUUUUCUCCAUGUACUUCCACAUGACGCUCAGCUUCCUGGGCCAGCUGCUGGAUGAGGUCUCCAUCCUAUGGCUGCUGGCCAGCGGCUACAGCAUCUGGAUGCCCCGCUGCCACUUCCCUGCCUUCUUCAGGGGCAGCAGGUCUCAGUUCACCUGCAUGAUCCUCAGCGGCACUGUACUUGUCACCUUCCUGUCCCUCGUGAGGCCCACAGUCAAUGCAUACGCCCUCAACAGCAUCGCCAUCCACAUCGUCUACAUUGUGCGCUUGGAAUAUAAGAAGACCUGCAACAAGCAGCUCCGGCAUAUGAUUGAGAUAUCAGUACUUCUGUGGGCCAGUGCCCUGAUCAGCUGGAUCAGUGACCUCUUCUUCUGCAGCUUCUGGCAGCGAAUUCGUUUCUUCUACCUGCACAGCAUCUGGCAUGUGCUCAUCAGCAUCACCUUCCCUUAUGGCAUGGUCACCUUGGCCUUGAUGGAUGCCACGUAUGAGAUGCCAGGCCAGACCCUCAAAGUCCGCUACUGGCCACGGGACUCUUGGCCCGUGGGGCUGCCCUACAUUGAAAUCCAGGCUGAUGACAAGAACUGCUGAGGGCGGCUGACCCCUUGCCCAUGCUUGUGGAUUCACCCGGGAUGUGAGGGUGGAGGCCUGCACCAGCUCUGCACUGGAAGGACACUCUGGGUGCUUCUCUCGUUCUCGUCCCCUGCUAUAUCCUGCCCUAUCCUGCCCCACAGCAGGGGGACAGUGUCCUAGUGUCCCGAGUGGCAGUCUGAUGCCCCUGCCAUGGCUCCCCUCCAUCACCUUCCUGUCCUCCUUCACUUCCUCCUCUGCAUCCACACCUCCCCCCUGGACACUGUCACAUCAGCUCCUGAGGCUGGGUCCCCAGGGACCAGGUGGGCUGAAUGCCAUACCAGUGUGGGUUAGAUCUGGCUUUGUCCGUGACAAUGUCCCCGGUACUUGAGGAGCAUCACAGAGAACAGAUAACAUCCGGGUCCCUCACCAUACAGCCUCACAGACACGCAGAGACCUCACAGACGCUCAGGCAGGUGCCCUGGACUUGAGGGAGGAAGUCAUCGCCGGUGGACAUCUGAGGACAGUGGGGGACACCCUGGGCCAUGUGGGCACUGUGGACCCUGGGGACCCAGAGGGGA